CAGUUUGAAGUAUUCUACUAAAUGGAAUGGACAAGGAAGACACUCUGCCGGGCAGACAGACUGUGCGCACUGUUGAUCUCCAAACACUGAUAGUUUGUCGGGGUUUUGAAAUUCAGAAAUUGGCUGGAAGAUUUCUGGUUGUUGGCUUCUCUUUCCAGGCUGGUUCCAAACCAAAAGAGUAUUCUCUAUCAUAGGACAAGAGAGGCUUCUUUUUUCUUCUUCUUUUCGUCCCAGAGGACACAGCAUGCUGUCGUCCCUGAAGACUCUGCUGCUGCUCUCCGUCCUGUGCGCACCGACCUCCAGCCUGUGCCUGCGCCUCUACCAGAGCGGCUCCGACCUUCUGUGCAACGACCACAUGGCUCUGGGGGUUCAAAGUGAGGAGAGCGAGCCGGGCUACUCCCCAGUGGAUGCCUGGGCUUCCCUCCUGCAGUCCGCGGACUAUCUCUCCUCAUCCACCUCCUCGUCCUCUGCAGAGUCCAGUCGGGAAAAAAGGACUUCAAGUCCCGCAAACUACCGCUUCAUGAGCCGGACGAAGCUCAGAGGGCAGAUGCUCCGCAACAACAUCAAAGGGGACCGGAGGAGCAGACUGACCCUGUCCCUGGAUGUCCCAACCAACAUCAUGAAUGUCCUCUUUGACGUGGCCAAAGCCAAGAACCUGCGCGCAAAAGCGGCGGAGAACGCGCGACUCCUGGCGCAGAUUGGGCGGAGGAAAUGAGAAAACACGGAGAAACUUUGACUCGGCAGAGAGCAAUGACUAAAUGUAAUCAAUAACUUUUUGUUUCCUCGAAUAAACAACUUGUUUCUCUAGGGGAACAUUAAAAAUAUCCACGCUAACAGGUGAAACCAUGUCAUAACCGCGGUGAUUUCAAUGUUCGUGAAUUAACAUCGUCUUUGUUGUACAAAUCAAAGCACAGCGAGAAACCUGAUAUUUGACCUAACUGGAUGGAACGGCGCUAAAGAUGACUAAAUUUAGUUUUAAAAUACAUCAAAGUGAACAUUUGAUAUAGACUGAAGUAUUUUUUUAUUUUCCUUAUGAUGACGCUUAAUUGGCCUAAAUUACUUUUGAUUUUAAAUAUUUCUUUUAUUUUAAUCUUAUAGGAUAAACAUGAAAAAUUCUUAGUUUUGCAGUUGAGAAGCACUAUUUUAUAUGUUGCCAUAUGAGUAAAGUCACGUGAUUAGCUUGGAUAUACGGGGUCUUAUUUCCAGAAAACGAUAAUCUAUCGAUUGUUUUUUGUUUCUUUUUAGCUUUGUACACUGCAAAGUAAGUUAGAAAAAAUAUUGAGAUAUGUAGGAUUUUGCCCAUAUUUAGAUUUGGUUAGGGCGAGCAUAAAUGCAGUUGCUGUUUUUUUUUUGUUUUGUUUUUUAUGUGUAAUAUUUUCCUUUACUCAAAUUUCCCACGAAACAGUGGCACAAACAACUCGCUAACAAUAAAAUACUGUACAAAUCAUCUGCAGAGAUCAUGAAUACAGUAAAAUGCAAAUGCAUGUGAAUGUA
Poecilia latipinna (sailfin molly) is the source of this 1494-nucleotide messenger RNA. It is a transcript of the gene ucn3l, whose product is annotated as urocortin 3, like. Gene Ontology annotation, molecular function: hormone activity; corticotropin-releasing hormone receptor 2 binding. Lineage: Eukaryota; Metazoa; Chordata; Actinopteri; Cyprinodontiformes; Poeciliidae. The coding region runs from base 245 to 715 and encodes 156 amino acids. The transcript has 2 exons. Gene Ontology annotation, cellular component: extracellular region. The record is from RefSeq and is a predicted model, not a curated record. Gene Ontology annotation, biological process: hormone-mediated signaling pathway; cellular response to nutrient levels; digestion.